GCAUAGGAGAAGAAAAACGGGUAAAGUAGGGAUAAUGUUGCUUGCUGACAGCCAAUGGCUAUAGAGUGGGGAGACUUUCUUGUAGGGGAGGUGCGCGAAACGGACGAGUUUUUGUCUGUCCAGUUUUUUCUCUCAAAUUGAACACAGUAUAGAAUGAGCGCAGAUAGCGCUGAUAGCGCGUUCCUCGAAUGCAGCCAAAAGCUGCUGGAAGUGAGCGCAAAACGCUGAGUUCUGCUGAACAUAGCCAUUUACCAAGUGAAAAUCUAUAGUUCAUACUUGUACUACAUACUUGUACUAUAGAUUUGUAUUAGAGAUGAGAGAAUAUCAAAAUGUAGCUUGUAUAUACUGUGAUCGUGUCUUCUGUUAACGUCGUUGUCGAGCCGGCUCUGAUUUUGACAUUCACAACUGCACCUUCACCUACCUACCUACCUGAUUUCGACGUGGAGCUUUUGCACACGUCUUGCUAUUGACAUAAAUGCGCAUGAGAAACGGUAGCAAAGCAACUAGUAUGUCUUAUCUACGCGACUGGCGACCGACGUCACGUGCACUUCAUGUUUACCGGAUGGCGAACAAUAGUUUUCGUAUUCAGAAUUUAAUCUUUCUCUUCUUCGGCGGGUUGAUUCUUUUUCUCGUGUAUUUGCUGUUACGCAGUAUUAUCUCGUCGCCAAGCAGGGCUGAGUGUCGUUAUUACGCAUACAAUAGAACUUAUCCCAUCUCAGCACCUAUCAAGACUUCCAAGGGUGGUGUGAUCUACAAGAUAGCAAUAGUGAGCGAUCUUGAUCAUAGCUCCAAGCUCCCGGACAAGGACAUGUGGCACAGUAUCAUGAAGACUGGUCGUAUUUAUUGGGACCGUAAAACUAAGUUUAUGUCUGUUAUAUGGCAGGAUACUGUUGUAUUGACCUCAUCUUUAUCUAUGAAAGGACGUGGAAUGGAACUGUCAGAAUUAGUGACAUUUGAUGGUCGUUUAUUAUCUUUUGAUGAUCGCACAGGAACAGUAUAUUUAAUUGAGGAUAAUCAAGUAUAUCCAUGGAUCAUCUUGAUGGAUGGGAAUGGUAAACAUAAUAAAGGAUUCAAGUCAGAAUGGGCAACCAUCAAAGAUGAGCACUUAUAUAUUGGCAGUAUGGGAAAAGAAUGGACUACACCAUCUGGAGAAUUUCAACAUAAUAAUCCAUUAUGGGUAAAAGUAGUAUCUCCACAUGGUGAGGUACAGUCUUUCAAUUGGAUGUCUUACUACAAUCGAUUAAGGCAAGCGAUUAACAUCGAAUAUCCAGGUUACAUGAUACAUGAAUCUGGAGUUUGGAGUGAUAUCCAUAAGAGCUGGUUUUUUUUACCUAGAAGAUGUUCUCGUGAACGGUAUAAUGAGACCACAGAUGAGAUAACGAGUUGCAAUGUCAUGCUGAUAGCAGAUGAGGACUUUUUAAGUAUAAAAGUAGUUUAUGUUGGAGAACUAAAUCCGGUUAGAGGUUUUUCAAGCUUCAAGUUUCUCCCAGAUUCGCGAGAUUCUAUUAUAAUAGCACUAAAAACCGAGGAGUAUCAAGGACGAACUAGUACAUACAUUUUGGCUUUUUCAAUAGAAGGCACAAUAAUAAUGUCCGAAACCAAAGUAAUAGAUAAGAAAUUUGAAGGACUAGAAUUUAUAUGAGGUCUUGUUUAGAACUAGUCAAUUACUUAAGAGUAGAGUCCAACCGAAACUUUGGUUUUGGUUUCGGCCAGUUUCGGUCAAAAAUCAAAGCUUUGCCUUAGUUUCGGCAGUGCAGCCGAAAUUGUACAAAUUCACAAGCUAGCCAGCGUCACUGCGGCGAUCAUGCAAAAUCUCUUUCUUAUGUUAUUGGUUAUGUUCAAGAAAUUCAACAGUUGAAUAACGGUUGAGAAAUCAUCACUUGAUAGAACUAUUCCUCAAAACUUCAUGAGUUUUAUCAUAAAUGAUCAUCUCUCAAUCGGUGUCUAACUGUUGAGUUUCUGAACGUAAUCAUUUUGUGAGUAAAUUCCAUUUGGCGACGAUCGCGAGCGUAGGUCGGAUUUACUAUAUUCUGUCGCACUGGUAAAUUUGCCGGACAUGAUUAAUGCGAUUGGACUACUGCGGAUAUAGCCAAAACGCGGGGUACGACACUACAUAAGCACUACAUUGUCUUGUACACACACGCAGACAUAGACACAUACACAUGCACACACUGAUGUAUACGCAUAUCUUAGCAAGCCUUAAGUGUAAGUAGCAUCGUACAUUGGUAUCACUAUUGCACUUGCAUCAGGUAUGGAAAGCUCAAUUUUACCGUUCCUUAUUUUAAAAACUUACUGGAUUCUGUGCUUAUUAAUCUUUUUGUUCUACGUGUUGAGAACUAUCAUGUAGCAAUGUUUCAGAAAAAUUAGCUGAAAGCCAAUUGCCAUAAGAAUUCUGCGGAGUUUUUUCAAUAAAAUGUUGAAAAAUAUAAGAGUAUAUAGUGUGUGUGUGUGUGUGUGUGUGUGUGUGUGUGUG
Pseudomyrmex gracilis is the source of this 2473-nucleotide messenger RNA. RefSeq names its product soluble calcium-activated nucleotidase 1. The coding region runs from base 476 to 1642 and encodes 388 amino acids. Gene Ontology annotation, biological process: proteoglycan biosynthetic process. NCBI's taxonomy places the organism in Eukaryota, Metazoa, Arthropoda, Insecta, Hymenoptera, Formicidae. The record is from RefSeq and is a predicted model, not a curated record. Gene Ontology annotation, molecular function: GDP phosphatase activity; calcium ion binding; UDP phosphatase activity. The transcript is spliced from 4 exons.